AUGGACGCCUUAUUGAACGAUAGAUUUAGGGAUGUGGCACAAGCGGAAGGGAUAAAAGAAGGUAUGAAUGAAGAUGCAAAGAAAUUCUAUAACUUGGUUGAAGAGGCUAGCAAACUGUAUCCCGAUUGCAACGGGUUUUCUAUGUUGUCUUUCACCAUCCAACUAUACUUGUUAAAGUGUCAACAUGGGUGGAGUAAUGCCUCUUUUACUUCUCUCUUGGAGUUGCUAAAAGAGGCUAUUCCUAACUUAAAUAUUCCUACUUCUUUCAAUAAAGCCAAAACUAUGGUGAGAGACUUAGGUCUUGACUAUAAAAAGAUUGACGCAUGCCCAAACGAUUGCAUGCUAUAUUGGAAAGAGUACGAGAAGGACACAUCUUGUCAUGAAUGUGGCACUUCUCGUUGGAUUGUGCAUCCUGUAGUUGAAGCUGAUGUUUUGCCUUCAAAAAAAUAUCACAAUAUUCAUGUGAAGACGUUGCGACACUUUUCCCUAAUUCUCUGGCUUCAAAGAUUAUUCAUGUGCUCAGCAACAGCUAAAAUCAUGAGGUGGCAUGACGAAGAAUGUAGAAAAAAUGAGAAGUUAAGGCAUCCCACUGACGAACAGUCAUGGAAGGACUUUGACAAUCAUCAUACAAAUUAUGCUCUCGAUCCCCGUAAUAUGAGACUUGGCUUGUCAAGUGACGGAUUCAAUCCAUAUCGAACCAUGAGCAUAUCUCAUAGCACGUGGCCUGUUGUUUUAAUGGCUUAUAAUUUUCCGCCAUGGAUGUCUAUAAAACAGGAAUACUUUAUGUUGUCGUUGCUAAUCCCUGGACCAAAGUCACUAGGAAAUGAUAUAGACAUUUACUUGCAACCUUUGAUCGAGGAUUUGAAGAAGUUGUGGGAGGUCAGGGUGAAAACAUAUGAUGCAUCAAAAAAUGAAACCUUCCAAAUGUAUGCAGCUCUUAUGUGGACAAUCAGUGAUUUUCUGGCUUACGCAAUACUAUCUGGUUGGAGUACAAAAGGGAAGCUAGCUUGCCCUUGUUCUAACUAUCUUAAAUAUAGUCGUAAGACAUGCUAUAUGGGUCAUUGUGCCUUUUUGCCUGAGGAUCAUCCAUGGAGAGCUAACAAGAGAUCUUUCAAUGGAAAAGUAGAACAUAGGCAAGCUCCACCAUUAUUGUCGGGUACUGAAACUUUAAGUCAGUUGGAGUAUGUGAAUAAUUCAUUUGGGAAACUAAAACCAAAGAAAGAUGGUCCAUGGAAGAAGAGGUCAAUAUUCUUUGAUUUACCUUAUUGGCAGUAUAACACAUCACGACACAAUUUAGAUGUGAUGCACAUAGAAAAAAACAUAGUUGAUAGUAUUCUUGGAACUCUCUUGGAUAUUUCUAGCAAGACAAAAGAUCACACAAAUGCAGGAUAUGACUUGCAAGAAAUGGGCACUCGAAAGAACCUUCACCCCAAGAAAACAAAUGGUAGGAAAAAUGUGAAGCUAGUAAAGGCAUGCUACUCAAUGACCAAUGCUGAAAAGUCAAUUUUUUGUGACGUCUUGAAGACAACAAAGUUGCCAGAUGGCUCUGCUUCAAAUAUUUCUCGGUGUGUGAACCUUCUGGAGAGAAGAAUAUCUGGUUAUAAGACUCAUGAUGCUCAUUUCAUGCUUCACUAUUUGUUACAAAUUCCUUUCAAAGGAAUACUUCCAGAUCAAAUUGCAGUUCCUUUGAUUGGACUUGGCUCAUUUUUUCGUCAAUUGUGUCAAAAGUCUAUCACGUUACAAGAGAUAGAUCAAUUAGAAGAGGAUAUUGUCACAAUAUUAUGCCAAUUAGAGAGGAUCUUUCCUCCUUCUUUCUUCGACAUAAUGAUUCAUUUGCUUAUUCAUUUGGCAAAUGAAGUGAGAUUGGGAGGUCCAGUUCAAUUUCGGUGA
This is a messenger RNA of Arachis stenosperma, 1890 nucleotides long. RefSeq lists its product as uncharacterized. The coding region runs from base 1 to 1890 and encodes 629 amino acids. The record is from RefSeq and is a predicted model, not a curated record. Lineage: Eukaryota; Viridiplantae; Streptophyta; Magnoliopsida; Fabales; Fabaceae. The transcript has a single exon.